AUGAAUGAAGCUGGGCCUUUGCCACCACCUUGUGGUACACCAGAGGAUAUCCACCCUGCAGCCGUCAAGGGAUUCAGUCAGGAAGAACUUUAUGACCGCAAAUGUCCAGAAUAUACCAACUCAACUGUGGAUUUUAUUAAUGGUUUACUGUUAUCUGUGAAAGGGGAGGAAAACAGAGAAAAUCCAGACGGCUACGAUGUGGUAGAAGUUGGCAGUGGAACUGGCAAGUUUACCCUCAGUUUUCUCCGCCGGAUUCAGAAGCCAAUCAGAUAUCUGGCGACAGAGCCUCUGGGUAAUAUGCUCGGAGUUAUCAGGGAGAGCCGCCCCGAUGUGUUCACCCUGCAGUGUGCCGCACAUGCUCUGCCACUUCCGGACGCGUCUGCAAAGAUGGUCAUAGCUGCACAGUGCUUCCAUUGGUUUGCUGAUCUGUCUAGUAUAACAGAAAUACACAGAGUUUUGGUCCCUGGUGGGAAACUAGUGUUGAUAUGGAAUCAACGGGAUCUGUCCGUACCGUGGAUUGGUCAGGUGGAGGACAUUUUGGAGGAUAUUUACAUCAAGUGUAAUGCAACACGUCAACAAAACCCUGCCUGGAAACGAAUUUUUGACACAUACACUGGGUUUGAAGAGCUAAAUUACGUUUCUCUACCAAGACCACCUAUAAAAGGAAGAGUAGAAGACAUCUUGGCUUACUUCUCGACUAUAAGUGUGCUGUCUUUAUCAGAAGAAAACAUGGCCGCUGUGUCUGAAUUCAUCAAAACACACCCAGAUUUACAAGGACAGGCAGAAAUCACCGUGCCGUUUACCACAGAUAUCUACUGGUGCAGUAAGAAGAUAUAA
Liolophura sinensis is the source of this 837-nucleotide messenger RNA. RefSeq lists its product as uncharacterized. Lineage: Eukaryota; Metazoa; Mollusca; Polyplacophora; Chitonida; Chitonidae. Gene Ontology annotation, molecular function: S-adenosylmethionine-dependent methyltransferase activity. The transcript is spliced from 7 exons. The record is from RefSeq and is a predicted model, not a curated record. Bases 1 to 837 code for a protein of 278 amino acids.